Molecule: messenger RNA, 198 nt
Organism: Trichoderma virens Gv29-8
Lineage: Eukaryota; Fungi; Ascomycota; Sordariomycetes; Hypocreales; Hypocreaceae
Exons: 2
Coding region: 1-198 (65 amino acids)
Source: RefSeq, a predicted model, not a curated record
AUGAAGGUCUACGCCGCUCUUCUCGUCCUUACUGCUGCUCUGGCCAGUGCUUGCAACACCUGCCACGACUGCCCUGGAGACCAAGUUUGCAACCACCUUGGCGGUUUUGGAGUUACCCCCACCUCUUUCUGCGUUGAGCCCAAUGACCCCAGCUGCAACGACCCCCGUGCCAGCUGCGAUACCGACACCUGCAAUUAA